Effrenium voratum is the source of this 2938-nucleotide messenger RNA. The record is from the annotation of a GenBank genome assembly. NCBI's taxonomy places the organism in Eukaryota, Dinophyceae, Suessiales, Symbiodiniaceae.
AGAGCCUUGGCUCAAUCACGAGAUCAUAGCCGUCUCGUUUCUGUGAAGCGCCCGAGGGAAAAUGGCCGCUGGGCUUGUGCCCUUCAAAUGGGAUCACUUGGACAACAUUGGAGAUGUAUACACCCCUCGAACAGGUCAUGCCGUGGUGAACGAGGAUGGUGUGUUCUACCUAUUUGGCGGCACGGAUGGAGCUGCGCGCCAGAGCGAUGUGCAUGCGUACAACGUGGAGACCAACCUUUGGCAAGAGAUUCGCGCGGGUGGCCGUGCGCCACCGGCUAGAAGUGGAGCACAGGCAGUCGUGUGGAAUGGCGCCGUAUGGUUCUUCGGGGGCUACACCAAGAAGGACGGGGACUACUUCAAUGAUGUGUACAAGUACGAAAUUGCCACGAGUAUGUGGGGCUCAGUGCACACUUUGGGGGAAGCCCCGUCCAAGCGAACAGAUCACAGCGUGGUCCUCUUCCGCGAUUCGCUGCUAGUCUUUGGCGGCUUCGAUGGCCACAACAGGUUCAACGACCUGCGGGAGCUGCACCUCAAGGACAAGCGCUGGAGCCAGGUGAGUGUGCGCAGCCAAGUCCCCCGGAAUCGCUUUGGGCAUACAGCCGUCAUCUAUGGACAUUCCAUGUACAUUUUCGGCGGCUGGGAUGGCCACGACACUCUGCAGGAGCUUUUCGAGUACAACAUCUCGUCCAACAUGUGGAUUUCGCUGCCGCUGCGCGGAACUGCCCCAAGAGCUCGCUAUCGUCAUACGGCUGUGGUGUGUGGCGAUGCGAUGUUCACCUUUGGCGGCGUCGACAAAACCCAGUACCGCUUCCCCGAUCUGCAUGAGUACAACUUCACGCAUCGGCACUGGCUUAAGGUCGCGACGAUGUCUGUACAACCUUCGGCAAGGACUUUCCACAAGACGGUUGUCCAUGAGGGAACUAUGUACAUUCUUGGUGGCUUUGAUGGGCGGCGCUUGAACGACAUGUACCGCAUCGUGCUGCGCACGAAGCCGGAGUUGCAGCGCUGUCAGAAGCAGCUCGCUGAUCAGGCGUCCAGCAGCCCGCCGGUGCCGGUGGGCUCCUCCCGGCCCGACGCGCUCAGCGGGGCGGUGGGGGAUGCCCAGGACGCAGCUCAGACGCUGAUGCCAGAGGACUUGUGGUGCUGGACUCGCAUUGAUGGACAGCAGGGGCAGGUGUACACCCCUCGAACUGGACAUGCCGUCGUGGUGUGGAACCAUUGCUUCUACCUCAUGGGAGGCACGGACGAGAACGCUCGGCAGAACGAUAUCUACCGCUUCGACGUGCGCAACAAGGUGUGGGCUUGCGUGAAGCCCGUGGCCGGCGACCCUCCCUCGGCGCGCUCCGGCUCCAAGGCAGUGGUAUGUAGGGACAGCAUCUUCUUCUUCGGCGGGUACACCAAGAAGGACGGGGACUACUUCAAUGAUCUCUUCGAGUUCAACAUCCCCUCGGCCCAUUGGACCCGCAUCGAUUCAGGGCAAAAGCCCUCGGUCCGCACAGACCACUCCUGCGUCGUCUACGAGGCGAGCCUCUACAUCUUUGGAGGAUUUGAUGGCCGCACUCGAUUCCAGGAUCUGCACCAGUUCAACACGGAAGAUAGAGAUUGGUUUCAGGUGUCUGAGACGGACAACAUGCCGGUUGGUCGCUUUGGUCACUCUGCCGUGGUCUACCAGUCGAGCAUGUUUGUCUUUGGCGGCUGGGAUGGCCAUGAUACCCUGGAUGACCUCUACGAGUUCUCCAUCACGACCAGCCAAUGGUACAGCGUGCCUGGUCGUGGGGAUGUGCCGCCGUCCAGGUAUCGGCACAGCGCGGUGGUGCACGGCUGCGCCAUGUUCGUCUUCGGUGGUGUGGAUAAGCGACAGGCGAGGUUCUCUGAUCUCUGCGAGUUCAGCUUUGACACACGGUCCUGGUCGAAGGUCAAAACAACUGGGGAUCCGCCCUCUGCCCGAACCUUCCACCGUGCGGUGAUGUAUGGGGGCUGUAUGUACAUCCUGGGUGGUUUUGACGGCACGCGGCGCAACGACAUGUACAAGAUUGCGGUCCCAGAGCAGCUGCCGCGGGGUGACGAGAAGCGGCGGCGUCGCAUGCAGCUCAGCGGCGACGAUGCUGAGGCAGCCGCGGAGCCUGAGAUCGGUGAAGUGGAAGGCCCGCACGAGAACAACAAGGAGACCUCACGUCUGCGGCUGCAGGUGCUGGAGCUCCAAAAGCGCUUGGAGAGUGAGCUCGAACGUCAUUUGUGCAAGAUUUGCUUUGAGCGCGAGAUCAACACAGUCAUUCUCGAUUGUUCACAUCGAGCUGUUUGUUCCCGCUGCCUUGACCAGGUCACCACCUGUCCGCUUUGCCGCGCAGACAUCCGGUCCACCGUCAUCACGUACAAUGCCUGACCAGCCGCCGGUCCCGCGGUUCCGAGAGACUUGGAGGCCCACGACUCGCUGCCUUGGCUGGUCUGGCCCGGCCACUUCCCUCAUGGACUGGAGAGAGUAGUUCGAUGUGGCCGACCUCUUGCCGCAUUCUCCCUCUGGGUUCAGGUGUCGCAAGCGCACCGGCAAGAGGCUCCGGCCAGAGAGUGGCUGAAGCUUACCUGCAGCACUGUGCCCCAAAACGACGAGUCUUCUGUCGAAAGCUCCAGCGAUGACAAGGUCGUGCUUCAGCCACGCGUUAGUUUGAAUCAGCUCAAGAUUCGCACGCUCGUUGGCAAUGGCACAACGAGGCUUUCAACCUUUUCACAAGUUUCUAGGUAUCUUGGUUUCAUUCCGGCCGCGCUCUCAGCCCCCGCGAGUGAGCCGCGGGCUGGAACAUUUUCUCAGGCUCUCAUGGCAGGCAAGGUACUCCCCGUAUCCAGGCGGCUGCAGUGCCCGGAAAGGGCAGUGCAGCCACAACCUCAGGUGUCACCCAGGUAUCCAGCCCCAUUCACCGACCCCGCACCUGGUUUGAUUGCU